Messenger RNA from Mustela erminea (ermine), 3402 nucleotides. RefSeq names its product cytoskeleton associated protein 2 (gene CKAP2). Gene Ontology annotation, biological process: negative regulation of microtubule depolymerization. The transcript has 9 exons. The record is from RefSeq and is a predicted model, not a curated record. Bases 102 to 2144 code for a protein of 680 amino acids. NCBI's taxonomy places the organism in Eukaryota, Metazoa, Chordata, Mammalia, Carnivora, Mustelidae. Gene Ontology annotation, cellular component: microtubule cytoskeleton.
CGCCUUCUACCGCCGGGCGGGCGGCGUGCUGUGUGCCGCGGCCUUGGCUUGCGCAGUCCGGGACUGUCAGAGGUGAGACGCGGCCCCCUUCGGUAGCGGCCAUGAGCACCCCAGCCGUGCCUCAGGACCUGCAGCUGCCCCCGAGCCAGAGGGCUCAGCCCGCGUUCAGAGAACAAAGAAGACAAAAACUCAAGGAACAUAUAUUAAAAAGAAAAACUUUUUUUGCAUACAAACAGGAAAAUCACAUACCCAGUAGUAGAGACCAGAAAGUGAUGAACUCUGAGGGCCAGGUCCACGAAGAGACAAAAGUUCUGAAAUUUGAAACAAAAAUGGCUGGUAAAGAAAAUGUCAGUAGACCUCCUGGGAACAAAAAUCAUAUAACAACUGGAAAAAAUUGUAGUCCUUUAAGACCUUCUAAUGAAUCAACCAAUUCAACAAUAGCAACUGACACACAUAAUUUUGAGGAUAAUAAUCAAAUGAGACAGUCCGUACCAAUUAAAGAUGACCCUCAAAGUCAACACAUGACAUUAAGCCAAGUGUUUCAUCUUAAAAACAACAAUAAAAAGAAACAGGUAUCCACAGAAAAACCAAAGCAAGAUGCUAACACGUCCAAGAAGCUUGUGCUUGGGUCUUACCGUGGCCAAAUUGUUCAGUCUAAGAUUAAUUCAUUUAGAAAGCCCCUGCCAGUCAGAGAUGAGAGUUCUGCAACAACGAAGAAACCUACAGCCACUGUCCCUAAAGCCCCAGAGCCUCUGCCUGCAGAUACCCGAGGUGCGACGGUGAGAAGUAAUAGAGCCCUGAACACAGUGACCACCACUAAAUUUGGGAGCACAGCAUCUCAGGACAGACAGCUGGGGCGGCCUCCUAUCAGAAGUCACCGAGACAGCGCCCAGGACGCUGUGAAACAGGGCUUUGGGAGAACCACCGCCAACGUUACAAUCCGGAAAGGGCCUCGGGAGAAAGAAUUACUGCGCUCAAACACGGUUUCAUCUAGUGCCAAAACCGGUGCUCAGGAUGUAGAGAGAAGGAAGACACUGGCAAGAAGCCUGACCUCUGAAACUGUAACCAGGCCUGCUUUGUCUUCUAACACCAAACUGGUACAGAAAUCAAAAAGCAUUGACCCCCGCAGACACACUAUAGCAAAAGCAACUCUUGAUAGGUCGGCCCGGCCCAAAGAAACAGCAGAAGAGAGAAAAGCUCGUCUGAGCGAGUGGAGAGCUGGCAAAAGAAAAGUGCUGAAAAGGCCUCCUAGCGCAGUGGUUACCCAGCCUGAGCCUGGAGGGCAGAAUGAAAACUCGGUCGGGUCCUUUUGGACAACCAUGGUAGAAGAAGAUGAACAAAGAUUAUUUACUGAAAAAGUAAACAAGACAUUUUCAGAAUGCUUAAACUUGAUUAAUGAGGGAUGCCCAAAAGAAGAAAUAUUGGUCAUACUGAAUGACCUGAUUAAAAAUAUUCCAGAUGCCAAAAAACUUGUUAAAUAUUGGAUAUGCCUUGUACGUAUUGAACCACUCACAAGUCCUAUUGAAAAUAUUAUCACAAUCUAUGAGAAAGCUAUUUUGGCAGGAGCUCAGCCUAUUGAAGAGAUGCGACAUGCAAUUGCAGAUAUUUUAACAAUGAAGAGUCAAGAGAAAGUGAAAUAUGGAGAAAAUGUUGAGGCUUCUGCAACUAAGGAAUACAUUCAAGAAGUCGACAAUGAAGAUAUGGGUGUUAAUCUAGAGUCAGGAAGAUCAGAAAUGGAAAAGAAAAAUAGAAAUGUGGUAUUUCAAGAUUGUGAAAAAGAGGAAGAUGACAAAAAAGAUCCAACCAAUGAUGUUAAAACCCCCAGUACAGAGACCAGGGGGAGUUGCUUAAUCAAAUAUAACGUGUCUACUACACCAUACCUACAAAGUGUAAAAAAGAAGAUACAGUUUGAUAACACAGAUACUACAUUUAAGGAGCUAAAGUUUCUAACACCAGUUAGACGUUCUCGACGUAUUCACGAGAAGACUUCUAAACUGCCAGAUAUGUUAAAAGACCAUUACCCAUGUGUGUCUUCAUUGGAGCAGCUAACAGAGUUGGGAGGUGAAACCGAUGCUUUUGUGUGCCGUCCUAAUGCUGCGCUCUGCCCGAUGUACUCAGAGACUGGAACAGCACAAGAGAAAUAAAGUGAUGAUCAGCAACGGGGCUUCUGUUGUUCCUGGGGUCUUUUGUUGGCUUCUUGUGGUUUUGUAUGUCUACUGGGAGUUGGCCAAGUACCUAAGUAUUCGUCGCAGUAAGCUCUUUUACUGAUGUUCACCUUGUAGCAGGAAUUGCCUUCAGUGUAACAGAAAGCUAAUCCUACCUUGUCAAUCUCAGCAGAGGGAGUUUCUAAUAAAGAUAGAUUUUGUCAAGUAGUUUACUAUGUUUCUUGAAUAGAGACAGGUUUGAUCAUAAUAUUGGCUUGUUUACUUUCAAUAGUCUUAACUUGUUAGUCAUUAAAUAUAGGUAAUGCUGUGGCAGAAAGGGUGUUCAAGAUAAGAUUUCUAUAUUUGCGUGUUCUUAAAAUUCACAUGUUCUUAAAAUUUAUAAUACACCUGCCAGCUUUUAACAGAAUACUGACUUUUUUUUUUUGCCUUUCCUUAAUUCUGGAUCAGUAGGAAAGUCAGUAAUUGCAAUGUAGUGCGACCCCCUGCAAAAGUGAAGACAUUGGAAGACUUAGCUUGCGUUUUCACCCAGUUCUUGUUACCUGGACUGCUGUGGUCUGUCUUGCUUUGGCUCUUUCCCCCAUCAAUGCUAGUGAGUCUGUGGUCACUGUUGGUUUCUUUUUUAUUGUAGCUGAGGUCACCACAAAUGAUAAUUCACUAAAUGCCCCAUUUCUAAGAGGAAAUGCUUUGCAUUAAAAAAGAAAAUGUGCCAAAUGCAGUAGGUAUUUGAAACUUUAAAUCUGAGUUUCUUUAGUUCCUUUUGUAACUUGGCUGUCUAAAAUGUUAAAACUUUAGCUUUCCUCAUUUCAUUUGAUACAGUUGUAGACAUUAGAAUGGAAUUAGAAAAGGAAUAUAUAACGUCAUUCUAAUUUAGGUAGUAUUUCUAAAAUAACUAAUAUAAAAUAUAAUAAAAACUUUACUAUUAAGUCAUGUCCCUUGAACCAUGAUAGUUAUAUACAGUAAACAGUUUCUUCUCCCCACACAUUAAAUAUCACCCCUUAAAUUGUUUUAUAAGUCUCCAGACUAAUACUUAAAUACAUCCUCUACCAAUCUAGUUUCAAAGAUUCGAUAGUUUUAAAACUGCGUGUGAUAUAAAUGUGCUUGAAAAUCAGUCUUGUGUUCACUCAUUCUCCAUUUGUAUAAUAGCACCUAUCUUUGUUCUAUUAUGUUCUAAAGAGGAGUCUUAUUCUUUUAUAAACUGUGUUCCUAAUAUUUAUAAAUAAAUAUAUCGGUAUAGCAA